Molecule: messenger RNA, 2940 nt
Organism: Ruditapes philippinarum (Manila clam)
Lineage: Eukaryota; Metazoa; Mollusca; Bivalvia; Venerida; Veneridae
Exons: 4
Coding region: 37-2712 (891 amino acids)
Source: RefSeq, a predicted model, not a curated record
UUUGAAAAAAUACUUUCAGAUUAGUUGAACCCAAAUAUGAAGAAGAAAUCAAACCAAGAAGGUAAAACUAUUCCAACGUCUAAAAGAUUUCCAAACAAAGAGACCAAUCCUCGAGAUGAAAAAAUUGCAGUUAAAAUGGAAAAGCUAAAAAAUAAUAUAAAUUUUGAAGGAACAGUUACACCUGCAUGUGAUAAAUCUCCGAUUCGACAACGACCUUUUUUGCGGGAGCAAACCAGCACUCGGGAAAGUAAGAAUUCAUCUGUAAAAAAUGAUGUUGUUAAGCAAUAUAGUCCGACAACGCUUAGAAGAAUUAAAACUGAAUCUGAGAGUAUAGUUGUUAAACAGAACUGGCGAUAUCUAAGUAAAUCGACACCACGAAAAGCAGAUAAACAAAAGAGAGGACAAUUAAAAAACAAGGAUCAUACUGAUCUAAGUAGUAUUAUAAAACCCAAGGGAUGUAAUGCAGCGGUAAACAGUAGUGAAACAACAAAGAAAAAUGAAUUAUUAGAUAUUAUGACAAAAGAAAACCACAUUGACAAUAUUAUAGCAUCAUAUUUACAUUUUGUAACCAAAGAAAAUGACUCUCCCGAUGUAUCUGCCAAUCCUUUUUAUGCUGCAUUUGAAAAUAGACUGCACAUGUUCCACGGUCAUAAUUCCCGUAACAAUGAUUUCCCCCACUCGGAAAAAGUAAAUCAACCCAUGUGUACUCAACACGUUCGUUUUCCUCAGCCACAAUUUAAACCUUUACCGAUAAAACAUCAAUGUAUAACAUCAUUUCAUGCAAAAUCCAAAACCGAAAUAAAUCAACGACCAAAUAAAAGCAAGGUGACUUCAGUGCAUGAAAAGUCCGAUUCAACAGGCCGGGGCAAAACCUUAACAUCACAUUUACAUUCUGCAUACAAAGAAAAUGAUCAUGUCCCUGCAUCUGUCAGUGCGUCUAGGACUGUAUUUGAAUGUGAACUAUGCAAGCUAAGAUCGAUGUUGAAAAGUGAACUUAACGGUUAUAAUGUCUGUAACAACGAUUUCAACUCAGACAUAUAUAAACCUACCUGUAUUCAGCACGAUUGUGUUUCACAGGCACAAAUUACAACUUUACCCAUAGAACAUAAAAACUUUACACCAUUCCAUGUAAAAUCCGAAACAAAACAGGAACCAAAUAAAAGCAAAGAAACUUCAAAGGAUGAAAAGUCCGCAUCAGGAAGCCGGGACAAUACCUCAAUGCAAAAGGUACAUGUAGAUAAACAACCCACAGGAACACAGUCAGAUGUAAGAAAUGAAAGCGAAAUAAUAAGACACGAAAACAUUAAAAAAACGUCUGAGUGCUUUAAUGAGAGCCGUUUACCAUUGCAAAGCAGUAACAGAGAAACCCUUAUUUUAAACAAUCACGGAAUCAAAAAUAAUCUUAUUUAUAGCAAACCAUUAAACUUCAAUUCUGAUUGGAGUUACCUAGGAGAUACAAACCGUAUAAAUUGGAGAUAUAAACCGUCGUAUAACAGUAUUAGACGCAAAAAAUAUCGGAAAACCCAACUAAGUAGCCAACAUCUUGACUCAAUUUUCCAAUUCUAUUCUGAAAGAGUCACAAUAGAUGUUGAUAUUAAAAAUGAAACACAUGAUGAUAUUAAUGAGCUACUUGACAAUAUUCUUAAUAAAAGAGAAAACAGAGCUCGCUUUUCAACGGAGGCCACCACCGAAGGUUCAUAUGCUGUUGGGGUAAAAGUAGGAAAAGCAGAAGAGUUAGAUUAUAGUGUUGAUGUCCUAAUCAAUUGUCAACAACUAGAACUGUCUGAUGAGCCGGUUAACUUCGAAUUCGAGGGAGAUGACAUUGACAGUCAUGAUAAAAAUGAGAAUCUAUCGAUCUUCGUAGACGCAGGGAAGCGAUAUUUUCCAAAUGAGAGGAGAUCCUUACGUCCAAACCCUAACGAACCCUACGUGCCUGAUGGCUUUAAAGCUGUUUAUGUUUCUCGGCCGGUUAAUUCAAGAUUUCCAAAUUGCUGUGUACCGGAUAGAAACCGGACGAUGAUUUUGCCUUACUAUCUCCUGUCCGAGUUUCACGACUUUGUCAGUAAUGCUGUGUAUGGACUUGAUGCAGUUAGUUUAAACCGUGGCGUUAAAGGUCCGGCUGUGUCGCUGACAAUUCAACAGGACGACGGGCCAAAUAUUUCAGUAGAUAUUACUCCAAAAUUAACCUUAUCAAAUGAGACAAUAAGUGUCACAGACUUUGGAUGGCCAAGACGCGACACUAAUAAAUGGCUAACAGAAGACGAAAUAGAUAGUGUUAUAUGUCAGCAGAUAUAUUUGGUGCCUAAAGGAGACAAAUAUUGGAAAAUAUCGUAUGCAAACUGCGAAAAUGAACUUUUGAGAGAUAUUGAUGAAGCAAAAACUUGGCGGAAAGCAUGCCUUAGAAUUAUGAAAAGGAAGUUGAUGCAAUGGAAGUCAAAAUCUACGACCGGAUUAAAAGAAAUUUCCUCGUACCUAUUGAAGACAACACUUUUGUGGCUGUGUGAAAUUUUACCAAAGGAUGAAUACUGGUACAAAGAAGAACUAGCCAACCGCUAUCUGAACUUUUUACAAGAGUUUGCACAUCGUCUACAUAAACGACGCAUAGGGGAGUAUUUCAAUCCGACUGUAAAUCUACUUGAAAACAAGGAUGAUGACUGUAUCGACGAACUUAAAGAUUUAAUAGAAGAAGAAAUCUCUUUGUUCAACCAAUGAAAAAAUUUUCAUUAGGAAAUGUCUUCGGUAUUUGAACUCUACUCUCAAGAUGUAAAUAUUUGCAAACACUUGCUGUUCGUAUAACAAUCAUACUUUAGUAACAUUGCAUAUGCCAGUAAAAGCAUGAUGAGUUUUGUUAUGGCUUUUUGUAGAUAAAUUUUGUCAAUAAACCUGUAACAAAAAUUACAUGUUAGUGCUAUAUUAAACAAAUAAUUGUUUAAAGCUAAU